This is a messenger RNA of Dictyostelium discoideum AX4, 495 nucleotides long. RefSeq lists its product as hypothetical. The coding region runs from base 1 to 495 and encodes 164 amino acids. NCBI's taxonomy places the organism in Eukaryota, Evosea, Eumycetozoa, Dictyosteliales, Dictyosteliaceae. The transcript has a single exon. The record is from RefSeq and is a predicted model, not a curated record.
AUGUCACAUAGAGAAGAUUUAACAAUUAGUGAAGAUGGACAAUUUACAGCAGAAAGACCAAGAGGAGUUGAAUUUACAACAUUAAAUGAAUAUGAAAGAGAGAGUAAUAUGUUAUUAUUUACAGGUGUUUCAUAUUUAGGAGCAGGUCUUUCAGCAGGUAUAGCUGGUAUUUUUCAAGGUAUAUUAAAAGUUAAACCUAAACAAAAUUUCAAAGCUAAAAUCAAUACAAUUCUUUCAACUGCUGGCCCAAUCACAUCAAGAGGUGCCAAUACAACAGCCAGUACUGUUUUCACAUUUGGUAUGAUUAAACGUUUAAUAUACAGUGCAUACGAUAUUCAUGAAGAGGGUACCAUUUGUUCAACCAUUGCUGGUUUUACUGUUGGUUUACUCUAUAGUGCACCAAAAGGUAUCGUUAGAAGUUCAUUAGGUGGUGUUGUUGGUGCUACUAUCGGUUUCCUUAGUGCUUUAGGUACAAGAGAUGUUGUUGAUAAAUAA